AACGUUGCGGUCACGUGGCCUGGUGCCUCAGUCGCCACGGCAACGCCCCCCCCCCACCAACCCCCCCACCCAGCCACACUCGAGCAAUGGCGGCGCCCGUGGAACCCCAACGCCAUGAGGACGUCAACAACAUCAGCAACAACAACAGGAGCAAACACAACAACAACAACGAUGAAGCGGAGGAGGACGACGAGGCGGUGGCCGCCAGCCUCUCGCGGAGCCUCGCUCGCCACCUUAACGCGCUCGGCGACGACAGCCGCCCGGCGAGACGGCGCGCACUCGAGGCCCUAGUGCGCGAGACCCUGGAACGCGAGCGGCCGCUGUCGGGCGGCGCCGUGCGGGCGGCGCUGGACGCCUCGCUCCUGCGCCCCGCGCUCCGCUGCCUCGUGCGGGACCAGGCCGAGUCCUGUCGCGAGUUGGCGGCGCGCCUCCUCGCCGGAUGCUUGGGCGCCACUUCGCGGCCCGAGGAAGCGCUGCCUUACGUGGUCGCGGCGGUGGUUGGGCGGUUGGCUGGCGGCGGUGGCGGUGGUGGUGGCGGUGGCGGCGGUGGUGGUGGCGGGGAGCCCUCCGAGGAGCUGCGCCUGGCCCUGGUGCGGCUGCUGUCGCUCGCCGUGAGCCGCUGCGAUCCCGCGGCGGUGACGCCGCACGGGGAGGAGUUGGUGCGGGCGCUGAGGAGCUGCAUCGUGGACCCUUUCCCCGAAGUGAAGAAGGAAAGCUGCCGCUUCGCCUCCCAGCUCGCUGCGACCCUGCCCGAGCACUUCCACAUGUACUCGGAGCAGCUGAUCAAGCCGCUGAUGCAGACGCUGACGCACCAGCACUCGCGUGUGCGCGUUGCCGCCGUGCUCACGACGGGCGCCGUUGUGCGCUACGGCUGUAACAAGUCCGUGAACGACGCAUUGCCCCACCUCGCGCAGCGCCUCUUUGACGACGCCUCCACGGUACGCCAGGCGGUGACGGACGUGGUGGGGACCUGGUUGCUGGAGCUGCCUGACCGCUACUCAUUCUUCCACAAGCUCAUCCCGCUGCUGCUGAGCAGCCUGAGUGAUGAGAUGCCUGAUGUACGAAACUCUGCGACCGAAUACUGGAAGAGAGUCGGGCAGCAAUGGGAGCACGAGAAUGAGGAGGACCUCAAAGACAAGAUGGAUUUUGAGCUACCUCCAUCAUCCCUCUACCCAGCAGGAGUGGCGCGGCCUUGCCUGGGCUGCCGAGAGCUGGUGCAGCGAAACCUGUCGCGGGUGCUGCCGGCGGUGGCCCGCGACGCCGGCGACUGGGUGGUGGGCACGCGUGCCAAGGCGUCGCAGCUCCUCGUGUGGCUGACGGUGCACGCCGAGGAUCACGCGACGCAGCACGCCGAGCUGCUGGUCGCCACGCUGCACCGAACCUGCGCCGACGACGAGCCACAAGUAGUGCAUAACGCCGUGCGUUCGGCCGAGCUGCUGGGCGCUUUCGUGAACCCGGAGGUGUUCUGCAAGCUCGCCCUACCGGCGCUGCACCGCUCGCCCUCGCCAAGCCACCUCGCGCCGAUCUCCGCGUUCAUACGUGGCUCCUCUGCGGAGCUGCUGGCACCACACGUGGCCUCCAUCGCAGACGCCCUAGCCCACCCUGACGUGGCGCAGGCAUCCGAAAAGGUCGUGUACCACCAGGAGCUGGUGGCGUGUGCACAGGCGCUGGUGUCCACAUGCGGGGAGCAGUGUCGCAACGUCACCUUCCAGCUUCUGCAGCUACUGCUCAGCAGUUCCGCUCUGUGCGGGGAGUCCAGCCUCCAAGCACAGGUGCAGGAAGCGACGCGUGGCCUCACGACCGCUGCAGGCUUCGAGGGCCCUGCCGCGCUCCUACGUGAGCACAUGCGGCCGCUGCUCGCGUGGCUCGGUGGCUCGAGCCAGCAGUGGACGAGCCAUGCUGUGGAGCGGCUCAUCUUUGACACCUUGCUCUUCCAAGCUGGUCCUAUGGUCGGUGAAUUCCUGCCAGAGGUAAUGCCGAUAUUCCGUGACCUCCUGCAGCCCAGCAAGGAGCCAGAGCUGAGACUGAAGGUGUUUGCUGUCCUCUCGAAACUGCUGCUGAAUGCACAGGAGACUGUGAACUCACAGGGGCAGUUCGCUGGGUUCCUGCAGGAGCUCGUCAGGGAGAUGAUAGUCCCAAACCUGGUGUGGCACGCAGGCCGCACGGCCGCGGCCAUCCGCACCACGGCCGUGUCUUGCCUGUGGGCCCUGCUGCAUGGAGGCAUGGUCACCCCAGAGCAGGCGAGCGCCGUUAGUGGCGAGCUGCUGCCCCAGGCGGUGGCGAUGCUGGAUGAGGACUCCAAGACGUCGCGGCUGCUCGCUUGCCGCGCGCUGCGCAUCGUGCUGCAGCUGCUGAGCGAGAAGGGCUGCGACGCUGACGCCCUCAACAAAAUAUACCCAGAGGUGCUGAAGCGCCUGGAUGACGCUUCAGACGAGGUGCGAAUUGCAGCCGCGCGCUGCCUCUCGGCGUGGUUCGGUUGCGUGGGCGGCGACUACGACCGGGGCCUCUACCGCGCCCACCUCGAGUUCCUCUACCGUGGACUCCUCGUGCACCUCGACGACCCCGAUGCCGGCAUCCAGGCCGCCGUGCUCGACGUGCUGAAGCAGGGCGGCCGCGUGACUCCGGAGCUGCUGCAGCAGGAGGUGGAGGCCGUGAAGCACAAGCACCGCUCGCCGCUGCACUGCGACGCCCUCGUGCAACACCUGCAGCAGCUCACUUCCACGUGACGGCGCCGUUCGCCCCUCACUCGCACACCUUGCUGCUACACCUGCAUGCACAGCCAAGCGCCGACACACAUCUGAUCGCACAGCAGUAUGCAUGCGUGCAUAUUCAUACGCCUGCGUCUCCACACUCGCCCACAAAAUAGACAGAGAUCCCCGGUAUACCCAUUACAGGCUGUUAGGACAAGUGCUGUUAGCGAGCACCUAUGAAGGCCGGCACGGUACAUGAGGCGGUGGGUGGCCAGCACCACGCCCGACCGCCUUUGUCUCCCCAGUGGCGAUGUUUAUACACUGCACCAA
Molecule: messenger RNA, 3020 nt
Organism: Petromyzon marinus (sea lamprey)
Lineage: Eukaryota; Metazoa; Chordata; Hyperoartia; Petromyzontiformes; Petromyzontidae
Gene: DNAAF5
Product: dynein axonemal assembly factor 5
Biological process (GO): outer dynein arm assembly; cilium movement; inner dynein arm assembly
Cellular component (GO): cytoplasm
Molecular function (GO): dynein intermediate chain binding
Source: RefSeq, a predicted model, not a curated record